CCCUUCUUGUACUCAAAGCCGCACCCAUGGAUUCUAGCAGUAGCCAGAGCCCCAAGGCAGCAUCUCCAACACCGACUACUGCCCCCGCGCCAUUGCUUAGCGCCGAGGCAGCAGCUGCGGUUGGUAUUCUUCCUGCAUCGCAUUGGGCUGAUCAGCCGCUCCCCGAGGAACAUGCAGACGAUGAUACGGCUUCUACGAUUGGAUCGGUUCUCUCCAGCACCGCUUCCUUGAGCAGCACCAUCUUCCAAUACCGCACCCACCAUGGCAGAACUUACCACGGCGAUAUCGGUAAUGCCGAGGGCUGGGAGCCCAACGACCAGCGUCACCUCGAGUCCAUGGAUAUUGCCCACCAUUGCUACACAGUGUGCGCCGGCGGAAAGCUUUUUCUGUCCCCUCUUGACACGAAGAAGGUUCAGAAGGUAGUGGAUAUUGGAACGGGCACCGGCCUGUGGGCAAUCGAUUUUGCCGAUGAAUUUCCCCACGCGGAGGUUAUUGGUACAGACAUCACCCCCAUCCAGCCGUCGUGGGUACCUCCCAACGUCCAGUUCGAACUUGAGGAUUGCAACCAAGAAUGGACUUGGGCCGAAAAUACCUUUGAUUUUGUUCAUUUACGUAUGUUGAUCGGUGUUGUUGAAGAUUGGCAUGCCCUCUUCCGCCAGGCCUAUCGGACCUGCAAGCCAGGCGGCUAUGUUGAGAGCUUCCUUUGUUCCUGCCAUUUCGUAAGCGACGAUGGGUCUGUAAAGCCAGGCACCGCCCUAGACCAAUGGGGAAAUGUUUGCUCUCAGGGCGGCAAAGCGUUCGGAAGAACGUUUGACGUUUACGAAGAGGAUUUGCAAAGGAAGGGGAUGGAAGCGGCCGGCUUUGUCGAUAUCGACUUUAAGGACAUAGUGGUCCCGAUUGGCGUCUGGCAUUCGGACAAGGAUGCUGCAGAACGAGGACUUUGGUGGAAGAUGGUGCUUGAGAUGGAUCUUGAAGGAUAUUUCAACUAUAUCUGCCACAGCCUGCUAGGCUGGAAGCCAGAAGAGACCCAAGCCUUCUGUGCCCAUGCUAAGAAGGAGUGGAAUGAUCCUAACAUCCAUGGCUACGUCAUGGCGCGUUUCGCAUGGGGCCGGAAGCCAGAGUAAGAGUGGUUGUGCUCGCGAAGAAGUUUUGGAUGAGGAGGGGGGGGG
Messenger RNA from Neurospora tetrasperma FGSC 2508, 1169 nucleotides. RefSeq lists its product as uncharacterized. The transcript has 4 exons. NCBI's taxonomy places the organism in Eukaryota, Fungi, Ascomycota, Sordariomycetes, Sordariales, Sordariaceae. Bases 27 to 1124 code for a protein of 365 amino acids. Gene Ontology annotation, molecular function: methyltransferase activity. The record is from RefSeq and is a predicted model, not a curated record.